GGGGCUGGAACAGCUAGCGGGCAGGCGCGCGGCGGGCAGGCCUGAAGGAGGCGGGUCCGCGCGGGCCUCGGAGGUACUCUGCCGGAGGAGAGGGAGGUCACGGUGUGAAGCUGCUGCCGCCGUCGCGCUUCUGGAAGGUCAAGCGCCGGGGCCAGCCAUGUCUUACUGCCGGCAGGAAGGGAAGGAUCGAAUCAUAUUUGUGACCAAAGAAGACCAUGAAACCCCAAGCAGUGCAGAGCUGGUGGCCGAUGACCCCAAUGAUCCAUAUGAGGAGCAUGGAUUGAUACUACCAAAUGGAGAUAUUAACUGGAACUGCCCAUGUCUUGGGGGAAUGGCCAGCGGCCCCUGUGGGGAACAGUUCAAGUCAGCCUUUUCAUGUUUCCACUAUAGCACGGAGGAUGUCAAGGGAUCAGACUGUAUAGACCAGUUCCGGGCCAUGCAGGAAUGUAUGCAGAAGUACCCAGACCUCUAUCCCCAAGAGGAUGAGGAGGAGGAAGGAGAGAAGAAGCCAGCAGAACAUGUAGAAGAAACGGCUGCCACUGAGGCCACUGCAACCAAAGAAGAGGAGGGGUCAAGUUAAUGAAGGCCAGAAGGCACUGGAGCCCAGUCCUUCCGUUUUAGAGUGAUAUGGACCUUUUACAAAAUGCCUUUUAGUCACCUUCCAAGAAAGUAUCUUUUCCUCUGUUUUGUGCACUGUAAUGUACAAGAUAACUUAUUUUGAUGCUCAGAGGUCUUGGCCUGUUGACAUAUACACUGAAAAAAAUGGGGAUUGUAUGUAUGUGUUUCAUAUACAAACCAGUCAGCAAAUGUAGCCUCCACUUUUGAAUUCACUUCUCAGAUUGCUCUGAAUUUUACCACUUUGAAAUAGUGGGCUGAAUAUUGCCAGCAUUCAAAAAUCACUAUCCAGGAAUGUUUCUUAUGAGUGAGUUGAUUUAUUCUGAUUCAUUAUAUUUAUACCUUUUAGUAGAUUUUCUACCCUUGGGUAAUGAAAGAGAAACAAAACAUCUUCCUUUAAAAUGCUGGGGUGGGGCCAAUUACUGCUAGAAGAGGCUAUAGAUGGUGAGGUACUUACUACUCAAAAACCAUCUUGACCUUGAGCAUAUAAGGGGGUGCUAAACUUCAUUCCUGAUACAUUUUGGUUUCCAUUUUUUAGGUUUUCUAAUUUCAGAAGGUGGAUAUUUGGACCCUCCCAUUCAUGAUCCCUUUCUAGUGAAGAGAAAGGCUGGUUCUUACUGUUCUCGCUAUUCCAGAAGCCCUGGUUUGGGGUCUGUGUUCACAAUGGCUUUCAGUCUGGUCAGAUGCAAUGUUCUUGAGAGGUGGGGACCCAGUUGUUACCAGAGUAGUAGCCAGGAGAAGUAAGAGUGUGAAUUAAGUACUCAAUUAAAAGAAAAUGUGAUUUCUAUGUGAUUUUGGAUGUGUCCUUUGCUUUUCCUAAUAAAAAUUAUUUUUCUUUUUUCCCCUUUUUUUUUUUUUUUUUGACCAGGGCCAGAUUUGAACCUGCCACCUCUGGUAUAUGGGGCUGGCGCCUUACUCCUUGAGCCACAGGUGCUGCCCUAAAAAUUAUUUUUCAUGUAAGGAAGUAUAAAUUAUGAAAAAUCAAAUUGAAACUCAUCUUUAAAGGUACUGGUAAACCAGUUUGAGUCUGUUAAAAUUUUCCGUAUUGAUUUUAAAGCAAGCUCACUUUUUUGUAUGUGAGCAGAUGUGUUCCAACAGACAUUGCAGUUAAUCCAUGUGGUGGAGAAGGCUCUUCCCAUUUAAAGGUCAAGAAAAGAAGCCUUUGCAGAUUAACUUUUCUAAAAUAACUGUUAGACAGUUUAUAGGUUAUGGUGUAAUAAUGCCUCUUUUGUCCCAAAUGUAUUACUAUAAAACAGUAAAUAACUGUCCCAAGUUAUUGCUAUGUAAAAAAAAUCACCUUAGUUCUGAAUGGCAUUUUUGUCAGAAAAUGAAAAUACCUUAAACAAGGUGCAUGGCUUACCUGGAUCCUCUGAAUCAGUUCCUCAUUAGGCUGUGAUCCUUGCUAUCAUUUCAAGGCUUGACAGGACUUUCAGAAUCACUCAGGUGGUUUUUGGCAGUAUUCAGCAGGUUGAAUCUUGUGGAUUGCUGGAUCAAAGUUGUUGGCCAGAGACCUCCCUUGGUUCCCUUAGGUUAGCGUACAACAUGGCAGGUAGCUUCUAUGAGAGCUAGUGAGAGAGCAAGAGCCUUUUUGUAACCUAAACUUGACAAUGCUAUUCCAUCACUUGACCAUGUAUUUAUUAGAAGUACACCCAUACUUUUAACAAGCCUACACUCAAGGGAAGGAACAUAGUAUUGACGGGCUGCCCACCAAUAAGAAUAAGGCAGCACAUUUAAAGCUUGAAAGCAUAGUUAAAAACUCAGGUGUUGUGGUUCAGAGACAUUAGGGAAGUAGAGAACUGUGAUAUCUAUAUCCAGAACUUUAAAAAAUCUUGUUUGGUUAGGAGCUAAGAACUUGGUGCUGGCCAAGUUUAGAAGGUGUGACAGCCUGGUGGAAGGUCCCUGUUAAUUUAACAGAGCCUUGCACAUUAUUUUUAGUUCAAAUUUUGGCCACAACUAAGGUGUUAACUGAUUUGUGACUAUGGCAUACAUCUCAUUCAUUUGAUGCAUUUAGGAAACCUCCACAGUUGAGAAACCAGCAGAGGCCUCCAGUCGUAUCAGCAUCGUGAUUAACAUCUCAUACCCCAGAAGAUCACUUGUUGCCCUGACAGUAUUCAACAAGAUAUAUAUACUGCUUUGUUGUUGUUGUUGUUAUUGUUGUUUUGUUUUUUAAUUUCAACCUUUUCCCUAUAGAUUUUUCUUUUCUUUCUUUUCUCCAUUUUUCUAGU
This is a messenger RNA of Nycticebus coucang (slow loris), 2840 nucleotides long. RefSeq names its product coiled-coil-helix-coiled-coil-helix domain containing 4 (gene CHCHD4). NCBI's taxonomy places the organism in Eukaryota, Metazoa, Chordata, Mammalia, Primates, Lorisidae. The transcript is spliced from 3 exons. Gene Ontology annotation, biological process: protein import into mitochondrial intermembrane space. The record is from RefSeq and is a predicted model, not a curated record. Gene Ontology annotation, molecular function: protein-disulfide reductase activity. Gene Ontology annotation, cellular component: mitochondrial intermembrane space. Bases 158 to 580 code for a protein of 140 amino acids.